AUGGAGCCUGCAGGGGAGCGCUUUCCCGAACAAAGGCAAGUCCUGAUUCUCCUUCUUUUACUGGAAGUGACUCUGGCAGGCUGGGAACCCCGUCGCUAUUCUGUGAUGGAGGAAACAGAGAGAGGUUCUUUUGUAGCCAACCUGGCCAAUGACCUAGGGCUGGGAGUGGGGGAGCUAGCCGAGCGGGGAGCCCGGGUAGUUUCUGAGGAUAACGAACAAGGCUUGCAGCUUGAUCUGCAGACCGGGCAGUUGAUAUUAAAUGAGAAGCUGGACCGGGAGAAGCUGUGUGGCCCUACUGAGCCCUGUAUAAUGCAUUUCCAAGUGUUACUGAAAAAACCUUUGGAAGUAAUUCGAGCUGAACUACUAGUGACAGACAUAAACGAUCAUUCUCCUGAAUUUCCUGAAAGAGAAAUCACCCUGAAAAUCCCAGAAACUAGCUCCCUUGGGACUGUGUUUCCUCUGAAAAAAGCUCGGGACUUGGACGUGGGCAGCAAUAAUGUUCAAAACUACAAUAUUUCUCCCAAUUCUCAUUUCCAUGUUUCCACUCGCACCCGAGGGGAUGGCAGGAAAUACCCAGAGCUGGUGCUGGACACAGAACUGGAUCGCGAGAAGCAGGCCGAGCUCAGAUUAACCUUGACAGCGGUGGACGGUGGCUCUCCACCCCGAUCUGGCACCGUCCAGAUCCUCAUCUUGGUCUUGGACGCCAAUGACAAUGCCCCGGAGUUUGCGCAGGCGCUCUACGAGGUGCAGGUCCCAGAGAACAGCCCAGUAGGCUCCCUAGUUGUCAAGGUCUCUGCUAGGGAUUUAGACACUGGGACAAAUGGAGAGAUAUCAUACUCCCUUUAUUACAGCUCUGAGGAGAUAAACAAACCUUUUGAGCUAAGCAGCCUUUCAGGAGAAAUUCGACUAAUUAAAAAACUAGAUUUUGAGACAAUGUCUUCGUAUGAUCUAGAUAUAGAGGCAUCUGAUGGCGGGGGACUUUCUGGAAAAUGCUCUGUCUCUGUUAAGGUGCUGGAUGUUAACGAUAACUUCCCGGAACUAAGUAUUUCAUCACUUACCAGCCCUAUUCCCGAGAAUUCUCCAGAGACAGAAGUGGCCCUGUUUAGGAUUAGAGACCGAGACUCUGGGGAAAAUGGAAAAAUGAUUUGCUCAAUUCAGGAUGAUGUUCCUUUUAAGCUAAAACCUUCUGUUGAGAAUUUCUACAGGCUGGUAACAGAAGGGGCGCUGGACAGAGAGACCAGAGCCGAGUACAACAUCACCAUCACCAUCACAGACUUGGGGACUCCAAGGCUGAAAACCCAGCACAACAUAACAGUGCUGGUCUCCGACGUCAAUGACAACGCCCCCGCCUUCACCCAAACCUCCUACACCCUGUUCGUCCGCGAGAACAACAGCCCCGCCCUGCACAUCGGCAGCGUCAGCGCCACAGACAGAGACUCAGGCACCAACGCCCAGGUCACCUACUCGCUGCUGCCGCCCCAGGACCCGCACCUGCCCCUCGCCUCCCUGGUCUCCAUUAACACAGACAACGGCCACCUGUUCGCCCUCAGGUCGCUGGACUACGAGGCCCUGCAGGCUUUCGAGUUCCACGUGGGCGCCACAGACCGCGGCUCCCCGGCGCUGAGCAGCGAGGCGCUGGUGCGAGUGCUGGUGCUGGACGCCAAUGACAACUCGCCCUUCGUGCUGUACCCGCUGCAGAACGGCUCCGCGCCCUGCACCGAGCUGGUGCCCCGGGCGGCCGAGCCGGGCUACCUGGUGACCAAGGUGGUGGCGGUGGACGGCGACUCGGGCCAGAACGCCUGGCUGUCGUACCAGCUGCUCAAGGCCACGGAGCCCGGGCUAUUCGGCGUGUGGGCGCACAAUGGCGAGGUGCGCACCGCCAGGCUGCUGAGCGAGCGCGACGUGGCCAAGCACAGGCUAGUGGUGCUGGUCAAGGACAAUGGCGAGCCUCCGCGCUCGGCCACCGCCACGCUGCAAGUGCUCCUGGUGGAUGGCUUCUCCCAGCCCUACCUGCCGCUCCCAGAGGCGGCCCCGGCCCAAGCCCAGGCCGACUCGCUUACCGUCUACCUGGUGGUGGCGUUGGCCUCGGUGUCGUCGCUCUUCCUCUUCUCGGUGCUCCUGUUCGUGGCAGUGCGGCUGUGCAGGAGGAGCAGGGCGGCCUCGGUGGGUCGCUACUCGGUGCCCGAGGGCCCCUUUCCAGGGCAUCGGGUGGACGUGAGCGGCACCGGGACUCUGUCCCAGAGCUACCAGUACGAGGUGUGUCUGACGGGAGGCUCUGAAAGUAAUGAUUUCAAGUUCUUGAAGCCUAUAUUCCCCAAUAUUGUAAGCCAGGACUCUAGGAGGAAAUCAGAAUUUCUAGAAUAAUGUAGGUAUCUGUAGCUUUCCUACCGUCUGUUAAUUUUGUCUUCCUCACUUUUCACCUUAGUUUUUUUUAACCCUUUAGUAAUCUUGAAUUCUACUUUUUAAAAAAUUUCUACUGUUGUCUUUAGUAAUGUUACUCAUUUCCUUGGUCUGAUUGUUAGAUAGUUUUCAAAUUAUUGUAUUAUUAUAAAUAUUUUAUAUCAGGAAAGUUCAUAUUUCUGAAUAAAUUAAUAGUAUUCAUUCCUGAAGGGUAAUAUGAAAGUUAACCCCACCUAAUAAACAUAACUCUAAUUCUGAAA
Messenger RNA from Pan troglodytes (chimpanzee), 2660 nucleotides. RefSeq names its product protocadherin beta 15 (gene PCDHB15). Gene Ontology annotation, cellular component: plasma membrane. Gene Ontology annotation, molecular function: calcium ion binding. Gene Ontology annotation, biological process: homophilic cell-cell adhesion. Lineage: Eukaryota; Metazoa; Chordata; Mammalia; Primates; Hominidae. The record is from RefSeq and is marked validated.